Penicillium subrubescens is the source of this 789-nucleotide messenger RNA. RefSeq names its product alpha/beta hydrolase. The transcript has a single exon. The record is from RefSeq and is a predicted model, not a curated record. The coding region runs from base 1 to 789 and encodes 262 amino acids. Lineage: Eukaryota; Fungi; Ascomycota; Eurotiomycetes; Eurotiales; Aspergillaceae.
AUGUCUAGCCAAAAACCUACAGCAAUCCUCAUUAUCCACGGCGCCUUCUUCCUCCCAUCGAGCUGGCAACCCCUCAUCAACGCCCUCACCCAGUCCCAACAAUACACUGUUCGAUGCCCACACCUCCCCAGUUGCGGCGACGAACGGUCCCCAAAAGCCACCCGAGACGAUGACAUUGCCGCCGUCCGCACAGCUGCGCAGGAACUCAUCAAUGAAGGUCACAAAAUCCUCGUUCUCGCCCACUCCUACGGCGGAAUAGUCGCCUGCGAAGCAAUAACUGAAGACCUCUACGCCCAGUCCCACACGAACCACAAAGGCAACGGCAUCGUCUCCCUACUCCUCCUCAGCGCAUGGCUAAUCCAACCCGGCCACACCUUCGAAGACGUGAUAACCAAAUACGGUUUACCGGGCGAAGUCGACGUAGGAAGUAACGGGGAUGGAACUAUCUUUGCGAGGAAUGCGCCCGCUUCGUUCUAUAAUGAUAUCGAUGAUCCGGUGGUAGCGGGGGAAUUGGCUAAAGAGAAUGUUACGCAUAAUUGGGUUGCUGGGCCUGGGAAGAUUAAUGGGGCUCCGUGGAUGGAUUUACCCACGAUGUAUGUGUUUUGUAAGAGGGAUUUGGCGAUUUUGUUGCCUUUGCAGCGGUGUAUGGUGCAAGAUGCUUUGGAUGCUGGGGGGAAGGGGAGGGGGAGGUUUGUUACUGAGGAGAUUGAUUCGGGGCAUUGUCCGUUUUUGAGUAUGCCAUGGGAAGUGGUGAGGGUCGUGAAUAAGGCUAAAUGUGAGUUUGAUUGA